CAGCCACACAGCGCCGCGUUCCGCCCCCUCAACCCCGUGUGAGCAACAGGUAGCUCCAUAUACGGACCAGAGAGGCGCCUCGCGGCCCCUCCGGUAACGGGUCUGCAGAGGGCGCACGGAGGGGCAGUGCCACCAUGCGCACUCCAUCCGACGCGCCUCUCCUGAGCGGAGGCAACCAGUCCCUGCUCGCUCUCAGCCUCGCCGGAGACCCGACGAUGGGAACCCCUUCGAACGGCACCCCCCACGCGAACGGAUCCGACCCGUUCGCGCGCAACGAGGACGUGGCCCAGAUCGAGAUCAUGGUCCUAAGCAUCACCUUCGUCGUGGCCGUGGUCGGGAACGUGAGCGUGCUGCUGGCCAUGUACAACACCAAGAAGAAGACGUCCCGCAUGCAUUUGUUCAUCAAGCACCUGAGCCUGGCCGACCUGGUGGUCGCCUUCUUCCAGGUGCUGCCGCAGCUCUGCUGGGAGAUCACCUUCCGCUUCUACGGCUCGGACUUCCUCUGCCGCGUGGUGAAGCACCUCCAGGUGAUGGGCAUGUUCGCCUCCACCUACAUGAUGGUGAUGAUGACCCUGGACCGCUACAUCGCCAUCUGCCACCCGCUGAAGACCCUCCAGCAGCCCACCAAGCGCUCCUACGUGAUGAUCGUCUCCACGUGGAUGUGCAGCCUGGUGCUGAGCGUCCCGCAGUACUUCAUCUUCUCCCUGAGCGAGAUCAAGAACGGUUCCGAGGUGUACGACUGCUGGGCGCACUUCGUGGAGCCGUGGGGCUCCAAGGCGUACGUCACCUGGAUGACCGUGGGCAUCUUCCUGGUGCCGGUGGUCAUCCUCAUCCUGUGCUACGGCUUCAUCUGCCGCACCAUCUGGAGGAACAUCAAGUACAAGAAGAAGAAGACGGCGGCCGGGGCGGCGGGCAAGAGCGGCAUGAUCGGGAAGUCGUCGGUCAGCAGCAUCAUGGUGAUCUCCAGGGCGAAGCUCAGGACGGUCAAGAUGACGUUUGUGAUCGUGGUGGCGUACAUCGUCUGCUGGGCGCCGUUUUUCACGGUGCAGAUGUGGUCGGUGUGGGACCGAAGCUUCCAGUGGGACGAUUCUGAGAACACAGCGGUGACUCUGUCUGCGCUCCUCGCCAGUCUCAACAGCUGCUGCAACCCAUGGAUCUACAUGAUCUUCAGCGGCCACCUCCUGCAGGAUUUCGUGCACUGCUUCUCCUGCUGCUGCAAGCUGAGCAGCGACUACAAGGAGGACUCGGACAGCAGCGUCCGCAGGACCACGCUGCUGACCAGGAUCACCAAUCGGAGCCCGACAGGCAGCACCGGCAACUGGAGGGAGCUGGACAACUCCCCGAAAACGUCAGCACAGAUGGAGUGAAACAGCCGGCCGCACCAAGAAACUCAGCUCAAAGACUGAGAAAUCCUAAGGGACAAGAAAGCCUUCUGUAUGGUGAAAAAGGAGAUGAACAAUGUUAAUAAGAAUAUAAAUAUAUAUAUGAGCUUUUUGCUCAGUCCCAUGUGCAUACUAAAUCUGGUUUAUAAACAUUCUAAUAUGUAUACAUCAUAAGUGCAUUGCGAAAGGAGGGGAUGUAGUUUUUGCAACACCACUUCAUCCCACCUGUAAACAUUCUGAUGCAGCAGAUAAUUGAAUAUUUCAGCUAAAUCUUUCGCAUGCUGUCACAAGAACCUAGCUGGGGCACAGAUAUUCCCGAGGGAGCUUGAUGCAUUGAAAAAGGAGAAAAUGUUAGCCACUGAAAAGUUCAAGAUGGUCGACAUGGCGCUCAAAGAAAAUUUCUUUUUGCACUAAAACUACCAAGAACACAGCGGUGACUGCGGUUGAUCACAGUUGAAUACAAUGUGGCGCUAUAAACUUGCCACAUGUUGUUACUUUAAAGCUGUAUGACCAAAGUCCAAAAUGUGACACAAAGUUUAUUGAAGUCAUGAAAAUGGGUAACAUUUUAUGGCAGUAGUUGAUUUAAAAGACUCAGAUGGCAGCCAUCUUGUAAAAUUACAUCCUGACAUUCAAGUGGCCGAUUGGAAAUAUUAAAAACAUUCGACCUAAGGGCUGAGCAUACAGGUUUUUUUAUGCUUGUGUCCAAACGGAGACAAUUUUUACAGUAAUGUGCUGCCCUAUUCUUAGUCUCCCCUCCCGCAAAAUCAUUCAGCUAUUCUCGAUGUGUCACUGCGUCUCUUCCCUUUCUGAGUGUUCAUAGAGAUUAAAAGUCACUGUGGCCUCAAGGUGUUCAUGGGUAAAAACAGCCCUCUGGUCUCUAAGUAACCGAGGAAGCCACAGCAUCCUUUGUGUUUGAAUUUCCAUUUUGUUUUCGCCUUUUCUCUCUCUCUCUGUCUCUGUCUUUCAGCGGUUUAUGUAAAAAUGUGACUAAAGCCAACCCUUUGACCGAACAUGAAAGCAUUAACAGGAAAAGAAAAAGAUUUGAACAUUAUACUCUCCUCUCUCAAAUAAUGGCAGAAACACCCGGAGCCGGCGGGGGACACGGACCGCUCUCGGAUGGCGACCCACCCUUUGCGCACCGUUCCCAUGACUUUCACAGAAUGUCAAGGAGAAGCUCACACAUUCCUCACAAAACACGUCAGCUCACUUCCCGAGUUUUUUUUUUUUUUCUGACAUCCUGCGCUGUUGGGGGUUCUGUGUUUUUGGCUUUGUUUGCGCACAAGACAAAAAGAAUUUCCUGCACUUUAAUAUGAUUUACGGCAUUCUAACGGCCGUCAGACCACAACCACGGAGUCCAACAAAUGUGUAAUUAAUCAAAGUUGUAUAUACAUUACUUUAUGUGUGUGUGUGUGGGGGGGUGUGUGUGUGUGCAUGUAAGUAUUUGUUCUGGAAGUGUCGCCUAAUGUAUUUUUGUAAAUAAAAGGCUCUUGAAUAUCUGUAAAUAGAAGUAAUAUAUGUAAAUCUGUCUGUAAUGGCUUUGUGCUCACAUCUUAAAAGAAGAGAUUUAUGCUGAAAUACACAUCAAUGUAAUGAA
Poeciliopsis prolifica (blackstripe livebearer) is the source of this 2976-nucleotide messenger RNA. RefSeq names its product arginine vasopressin receptor 1Aa (gene avpr1aa). The transcript has 2 exons. Gene Ontology annotation, molecular function: peptide binding; vasopressin receptor activity. Gene Ontology annotation, cellular component: membrane. Gene Ontology annotation, biological process: G protein-coupled receptor signaling pathway; regulation of systemic arterial blood pressure by vasopressin; positive regulation of vasoconstriction. The record is from RefSeq and is a predicted model, not a curated record. Bases 135 to 1367 code for a protein of 410 amino acids. Lineage: Eukaryota; Metazoa; Chordata; Actinopteri; Cyprinodontiformes; Poeciliidae.